Messenger RNA from Sus scrofa (pig), 1001 nucleotides. The record is from RefSeq and is a predicted model, not a curated record. Lineage: Eukaryota; Metazoa; Chordata; Mammalia; Artiodactyla; Suidae.
CCUCCUCUCUUCUCCCACUCCCAGAUUUGGUUCAGGAACCGGAGGUUCAAAAUGAGGAAGCAGCAGCAACAAAAGCAGCAGCAAUCACUCAAGCCACCAAACCAGACCCUUCCAGCCAAGAAGACACCCACAGCAUCAACUAGUCCUCAUUCUUUUUUCCCUGAAGUUUCAGAUUCCUCUAUCUUCCUAUCAACUCGGCCCUUGGGCCCUUUCCAGUGUGCAGGGAAUUCUACCAUCACUGAGAGUCCUACAAGCGAUGUCCAAAUGCAAGAUCCUCAAUUGGAGAGACUAGUGGCUUCAGUUCCUGCUUUAUACUCUGAUGCCUAUGACAUAGACCAAAUCAUGAAACUGUACAGUUUUCCUGAUGACAAUGAGCUAGACAGUUCUUCAUUCCACUCUCUAUAUCAGUAUCUUUCACCAAUAAGGCCCAGUUAGAACAGAGUUCCUCUUAGAAUCUUUGCUGGAUCAGGUGUAGCUUUAUCUCCUGAGCAAACCUGGUUCAGUAUGACAAGCUGGAGCUUUGCAACCCAUAGUCUAAGAGACAGCCUGGAAUUCCAAAAGUCCUCCAGUGUGGUAUACAUUUCAAUUUCUCUGAUCAAAGCACUAACAAAUUCCAGACAGUAUAGAAAAGGAUCUUCUUGCAUCUUGUAUAUGCCUCUUUCCUUUGUCUUAACCCAAAUAUCUGGCUUAGUGUUACCUGGAUUUCUAUGCAAAUGUAAAAGCUAUUUUCUCCCAAGUGUAGCUCAGUACUACAUAAUUAGCCCCACAAUUCUCCCUAGAGAAGGCCUUUCUAGUCCCUUAGAUGGCCAAUGAGACUCCAAAAUUCUCUCUUCUCAAAACUAUCUUUGACAUUUUAAAAGAAGGUCGGCAGCCUUUAGGGAUCAUCCUUACUUUUUUUUUCUUUUUGGCCACACCCACGGCAUGUGGAAUUUGCCCAGCCAGAGAUUGAACCUGAAUCACAGCAGUGACAAAGUCUGAUCAUUAACUACUAGACCACCAGA